AGGUCCUACCGCCGCCGUUAGCGCCGCCCCAUUUCGGUGAAGCGGACAACAGGACUUAGGAAGACGAGUCUAGUCCUGGCAUCUAUUCAAUUUAGCACUAGGACUUUGCGAGCACUCCGGUUUGCAUUUCCACAUUCGACUGCGAUCCCAGACGCUGCUUUUGUAAAUCGGAAGAAAAUGGCUGCCAAGGCUGUAUCCAAGGUGUCGGACCUUGAUGGUGAAGCUCCGGAGAGUACCGAUUUCGCCAAUUACUUUUGCACUUACGCUUAUAUCUACCAUCAGAAAGACAUGUUGGAGGACCACAAGCGCACUGGAGCGUACUACCAGGCUGUCCUAUCCAACAAGAGGCAGUUUCAGGGCAAGGUAGUCCUGGAUGUGGGCACGGGCAGCGGCAUCCUUGCUGUCUUCGCAGCCAAGGCAGGGGCGAAAAAGGUGUAUGCGGUGGAGGCAACCAACAUGGCGAAGCACGCGAGGGCUUUGGUGGAGCACAACAAGCUGAGCCACGUCAUCGAGGUAAUCCAGGGUACCAUUGAGUCCAUUCAGCUGCCGGAGAAGGUGGACAUUAUUAUUAGCGAAUGGAUGGGCUACUUCCUGCUGCGUGAAAGCAUGCUGGACUCGGUGCUGGUGGCGCGAGACCGCUUCCUGCUGCCGGGCGGGUCGCUCUAUCCCUCGCACGCGGCCAUCUACCUGGCGCCCAUCCGCUCCAACCUAGCCAACCAGCGGACUGGGGAGUUCCAGGGUUCAAUGGAGGGCUGGGCGGAGUUCCUCCAAGAUAUGCAGCACUAUUACCAGGUCAGCCUGGACUGCCUGAGUGACGCCUACCGCAACGAGCAGAAGGACUAUUACCUGCACACCAGCCAAUGGACCGACACGCACCCGCAGCAGAUGCUGGGUCCCGCGUCGCCUUUUAUCAAAUAUGACCUUCACAGGGUCACGUUGGAGGAGCUCAAGGCCCCGCUUCGAUCAGAGUUCAUCUUGCACAUGACGGACGGCGGCCCCGUGGAUGCGCUAUGCGGCUUCUUUGACGUCUGGUUCCGGGGGAGCGAGGACAACCCGGUGGACAACGAGAUCCGGUUGUCCACGGGGCCAGACCCAACGGGCGCCACGCAUUGGGGCCAGCAGACGUUCCCACUGCAUCCGCCCAUCGACUGCGCCCCCGGGGAUCGGCUGCGGGUGUCGCUGGAGGUGGCCCGCAGAGCCGACAACCAGCGCCUACUGCAGGUCAAGGCCGGGAUCACCGUUGAGGGCACUUCGAUAUACGCGGAGCAGAGCAAGACGCCGCGCACUUUCCGAUGGAACAUUGAGUGAUGGCAGCCCCGCGAUGGUGUCGCGUUGACUGAUAUGCCAUUGCUGUCAGUUUUGGUGUGAAGGCGAACUGAUGUAGACUGUCUUGAUAACCUGAGCCGCUGUGUCGUGUGUCUAGGUGACAAGGGUUCGAACGUACCAGGUCGUAGCCGACGCCAUCUACGACGGCAACGGUAAGGCUAGGUGGCCGAAGCAGGGGUUCCUCCUAUUAGUUCCUUUUAGUUUUGUACAUACACAUACGCAGCUGCUCGGACUUGUCGUGACUAUGCAGGCGCCGAUGCGCAAAUACCGGGGUCUCGCAGGGUGUAGUGCCGGGGAAACGGGACGUCAAGGGGCCCUGGCUCGGCCGUCUGGCUGUGAGCCGAAUUCGCGUCAAUUUGUAGAAAGGGUCUUGUCAGGUCGGAAAUGGUUUUCCUGGGGACAUAAUAUUGGCUGAGUUCUGAGUGGAAUUAGAGGAGGUUUCAUGGGCCUGUGGACCCAUGCAACAUGUGGAGAAGAGCGACAGGGUGUGUGUGGGCGGCGCCAACUACGAACGUACUGCCCAAAGGAAAACGGUUGCCAGAGUGUCCGUUCAUUUGCGCGUGAGAAGCAUUUACUUGUGGACACCCCAGUUAAGUUCUUGCCACGUGGCGUGUGAAUUGUCGCUGGUAUCUGGUGAGAUCUAGUCAAUUGGAAGCGUAGGACCUGCACCGGUCUUAUGCCUCCCAACUGAAGGGUGAUCCCAAGCUUUAAGGAGUCACCCCUUG
Volvox carteri f. nagariensis is the source of this 2051-nucleotide messenger RNA. RefSeq lists its product as uncharacterized. Lineage: Eukaryota; Viridiplantae; Chlorophyta; Chlorophyceae; Chlamydomonadales; Volvocaceae. Gene Ontology annotation, molecular function: protein-arginine N-methyltransferase activity. Bases 178 to 1308 code for a protein of 376 amino acids. The transcript has 9 exons. Gene Ontology annotation, cellular component: nucleus. Gene Ontology annotation, biological process: peptidyl-arginine methylation. The record is from RefSeq and is a predicted model, not a curated record.